AAAUGCAUGAAUUGUGAUUUAUCUGCUCAGUUGAGCUUUCUAACCUUUCAUCAAGCAGCCUAAUUUGCAAUAAGUUGUUUCACUCUCUGGACUACUUUUAUGUUGAUUUCUACUGAGAGUGGGGUAGCCUCUCCAUCUUCUGAUAUAUUAUCAUUGGUACCACUUUCUGUAUUGUGUCAACCUUGGCUUGCGCAGAGCUGCAACUCCUCACUGCUAUCAAAGACUGAGUUUCUGAUUUUGCUGUAUGGAUGAAAAUUGCUCAUUUCUGGGAGAGUUACUCAGGUAGGCUUGCAGCAGAUACUGCAGUGAUGUUCCCACCUCCUUGUCCCAUCUUAUGUCUUUCCCUGUCUUUCUGUCUGUUGUGCUGUUAGUGGGGCAACCAUUUUGUUCACAUUUAAAUUACAGAUUGUGAUUUAGAAUGUGAACAUGUAAACACAAAAAAAUAAAUAAAGCUUUUUUUAAAAAAAAUGCAAUGGAACUGUCAAGAUCAAAGGACCAUACAAGUGAACCUUCAUGAAUCAAAGGAUCAAAGGACAACUUCCAUUCUAUGGUCUCUAUAUAAGGAGCAGCUGUUCAGACAGUCAGAUCAUUUUAGUGCCUUUAGCAGGUGACCACUGUGAUAAAGCGACAUUCAACAAAAGAAAAUCUUUCCUAGCAGACAAGUGCUACUGGAAACAACAAUCAAAGAAAAUGCCCGGAAUGAAGAACACAAGAGGGUUCCACAGGAACACUGGGAUGAGUCUAAUAAGCAGGUCUCGUCAGAUCAGCUGUUCAUAUCAACAGAACAAGGCAAUGGAAAAUACCCAACAGUUCAACAAGAAAAAAAUACAGUUCAAAGGACAAGAGUCCCUGACAGUGAAAAUAAACAAUAGAACAGCAGGAAAGAGAGAGCCAAAGAGACAGUUGGCAUACAAUGAUCCUCACACUGCAGGCGCUGCAAAUAUAUCUCAAGUUCACGCCCUUCAGCGUGAACUUGAGAAGGUGAGGCAACAGAAUGCAGUCCUGCACAAAACACAUGAGGAGCUGCAAGCAGCACACACCGACAGCCAGAAGACGUUCUCAGCUGAACUCCAGGAGGAGAGGGAGAAAAACAGGCUUCUCCAAGAAGAACUGGAGAAGAUCAAAGUUUCAUACCAAGAGAUCAGCCAAAGAUAUGAAACUGAGAAUGUCAGUGUCAGACAACAAGCUGGUACCCUUCAGUGUGAAUUUGAGAAGGCAUGCCAGGAGAAGAUGAUCCUUCUAAAACAUUGCGAGGAGCUGCAAGAGACACACAGACGCAGCAUGGAGACAAUCACUGCUGAUCUCCAGAUGGAGAGGGAAAACAAAGUGCUUCUUCAGAAAGAACUAGACAAAAUCAAACUUUCAUACCAUGAGAACCACCUGAGGUAUGAAACUGAGGUUGCCAAUGUCAGACAGCAGGCUGAUACUCUUCAUCAGGAGCUACAGAGGGAGAACCAAAAGAGGACAGUCCUACAAAAAGAAUAUGAGGAGCUGCAAGCAGCACACAUCCACAUCCAGGAGACGUCCUCAGCUGAGCUCCAGGAGAAAAAAAAGCAUCUCCAAGAAGAACUGGAGAAGAUCAGAGAUUCAUGCCAAGAGAUCUGCCAAAGGUAUGAAACUGAGAACGUCAGUGUCAGACAGCAGGCUGGUACCCUUCAGUGUGAACUUGAGAAGGCAUGCCAGGAGAAGAUGAUCCUUCUAAAACAUUGCGAGGAGCUGCAAGAGACACACAGACACAGCGUGGAGACAAUCACUGCUGAUCUCCAGAUGGAGAGGGAAAACAAAGUGCUUCUUCAGAAAGAACUAGACAAAAUCAAACUUUCAUACAAUGAGAACCACCUGAGGUAUGAAACUGAUGUCCUCACUGCCAGACAGCAUGUUGACACCCUUCAGCUCCAGCUUGACAAGGAAAUCAAGUCUCACUCAAACACAGUGUCGGAGGCCUGGAGUGUGGUUAACAAGCUGAGUGCUGACAAGGAAACCCUCUGUCAAAAGAUAGUGGAGCUUGAGGAGAUAGACUCCCGGCCUCCAAGAAAAAUCGCCAGACGGAUGGAGAAGCAUGAGGAUGAGCCCCGCCCUGCAUCUGCUACGGACCCAUUGAAAGAAGUUAAAGUCCCUGAGGAGCUGUGGAGCAAGCAAAAGAAGUACAUCUUUGAUGCACCAGCCUUCAAAGUCCAGGAGGAGGCAUUCAGCCCUCAGCCACUUCACAUCCCAUCUGCAGACAUGGGCUCCCCCUCUCCGGUCCCCAGCACCCCUCCUCUCUGCUCGAGCCUGUCUGUCACAGCCUCGCAGGUGAGGAAUCAGCUGAGGAAACUGAAGGUGAGGAAGGCAGCAGGUCCAGACGGCAUCAGUCCCAGGCUCUUGAGAUCCUGCGCUGACCUGCUGUGUGGAAUCUUCCAGCACAUGUUCAACCUGAGCCUGUCGCUGGCCAGAGUCCCACAGCUGUGGAAGACAUCAUGCCUGGUACCAGUGCCAAAGACCCCCCAUCCGAAGGAGCUCAGCAGUUACAGGCCAGUGACACUGACGUCUCACCUGAUGAAGACUCUGGAGAGACUCGUCCUCGCCCACCUGCGCCCGCUGGUGAGCUCAUCGAUGGACCCGCUGCAGUUUGCCUACCAGCCAGGAAUUGGAGUGGAGGAUGCCAUUAUCUACCUCCUGCACACAUCACUAUCUCACCUGGAGAGGGCUGGGAGCACUGUGAGGAUCAUGUUCUUGACUUCUCCAGUGCCUUCAACACCACUUCACCCUACUGGGAGACAAGCUGAAAUGUGCAGGAGUAGACCACCGUCUCAGUGCCUGGACUGUGGACUACCAGGCCACAGUAUGUACAACACCCCAACCUGCCACCUAAAGAAGUUCUCAGAUGUCUCUGCGAUAGUCGGCCUCAUCAUGGACGGACUUCAGCAGGCGCCAGCACACCCCACCCGCACUGAUUUCUCAUAG
Scatophagus argus is the source of this 2943-nucleotide messenger RNA. RefSeq names its product myosin-6-like. The coding region runs from base 514 to 2943 and encodes 809 amino acids. Lineage: Eukaryota; Metazoa; Chordata; Actinopteri; Scatophagidae. The record is from RefSeq and is a predicted model, not a curated record. The transcript is spliced from 5 exons.